Molecule: messenger RNA, 3027 nt
Organism: Aspergillus tanneri
Lineage: Eukaryota; Fungi; Ascomycota; Eurotiomycetes; Eurotiales; Aspergillaceae
Exons: 7
Coding region: 1-3027 (1008 amino acids)
Source: RefSeq, a predicted model, not a curated record
AUGUCUCAUACGUCUGCGUCAUCCACUCAUGAUGGACUGGAACAAGCCUGUAUGACAGUGUUAGCUUCACAUCUAAACGUUUCCAUCGCAGAGGAGAGAGAAAUCAGUCCCGAAGCUCCAGUCCUCAAACUUGUUGAUGCCGUCCUCCAUUCCGAGUUACCGAUCAAAGACCGAAACCCCAUUGAGCUUAUCGUGAUCCUGCAACAAAAGAAAGAGAGCAUUACGCCCGAGCUCAAUCAGAUCCUUUCGCGUUGUUUGGCUUACGUGCUACUCCGUUCAAAUAGCCAGGCCGCUGAGGAAACUGCGCUCUUUUUUCUGCGGGAUACAUCCCGGUUUGCCAAAAAUACGGAAUCCGAGGAUUCUGGGUGCAGGCCCCCAAAAGAGGGACAAUACUGGGGCUCACUCAAUCGUCUAGCCCGAGAUACUCCAGAAUGGCGUUCGAAAGAUCGUACGGAAAUCUCUCAGCACAGAAGAGAGUUGGAUCUACUCCAACAUAUGUUGAAUGAUGCACUUCACGGCCUGUUUGUUGAUGAAAGGAAGGGCCUUCGACUUCGAGUUUUGGCAGGGAAAUGCCUAGCAGAGGCAGUUUUGGAAACGCAAUUCGAUCUGCCUGCGCCUAUUUCUAAUGAAGCGACUUUCACCGGCGUUGCCCCUAUGUUGUCCUUUGGGACUGACGUCGUUCUAAGAUUUUUCGCAAGUCUUAUUGUUCAGAUCCUCGCCGUAAAUGAUAUUGUUGUGUGGCCGCUUGAUAACACAAAGCACAGGAGCAUGUUUUUCAAGCAUUUAUAUGAUAAUACUGAAGAUCCAGUACGAUCCUUUUAUUCCUAUUCAAACGAGGUUGACAAACCUGGAAUGAACAACGUUAAUGUUACUGCACCUACUUGCUACCUCCUUCACUCUAUCAAUAUCAAUGACACUAUCACUGCCAGAGGCAGCGCCCUUGCUGUCUUUAGGGGCACAUAUCUAAUAUUUGUGUGCUCUGUGGAGCACAGGUCAAAGAAGUCCUUCGAAUACGUUGAAGUUCCCCUGGAGUUCGUGCAGCGGCCUACCUACACUGAAGACCAAGGUAUUCGGCUGCAAUUCAAAAAAGAAAGUUUGAUAUUCAUAAAUGCUAAAGGCCAUCAUUUGGACGGAGGAAGAAUAGAGCUGUACUCCGACAAUGAUCUAACGGCACUACAUUCAGAAAUUGAGAAUGUCUACAAAAAAUUAAAGUCACUGAAGUUCGGUCCAGUCGUUCGAAGGUCAUCAUCGCUCGCGGUGUCUUUGGAUACUGCAGAGGAAUUAGGUCGACAGCACGAUAAAUACAUCCAAACCAAGGCGCCUGUCCACGGCGAUAAUGCGAUACAGGUACCAGAAAGUCCCGGUCCAAAUGAAAGGAUCGACUGUACUAUGACACAGGGCAACCUAGAGAUCGAGGAUUCUGUCUCCGGAGUAGUCUCAAAUGAACCUUUAAGUGAACCAACCGAGUCACGAGGAGUGCCGCUGUGCAGUCUGACUGGAACAGGGAGCCAACUUGAGCAGGCUAUGUCUGGCCAAAAUAUACAUAGCAAGUCGGCCGGCAGUGUCCAAGCCCGGGGAACUGACACACAAGAGUCAUUGAUAUUUCCCCUGCGGCGGACAGGGAAGAAAGUAUACUCAGCAGUUUCAAAAGCUGUCCUACACCAGUGUGAAAAUCCUCGGUUAAGCGACGUUACCGACAAAGGCAGUCUCAAGUAUAUUGAACUUGCAUCAACGUCCUUAGCAAAUAAUAUAAUGAAAAGAAAGCGGGGGAUAAGUCUAUCCCAUUUGCCGUCUCCAAAAAGCAAAAAAAUUUCAGAGAAUAGUGAUCCUACUAUUGGUUUCCACGAGGCCAACGUCGAGUUGGUUCAAGGGGACAGCCGUGAAAGUCUUAAAGGAAGGGGGCGAUUAAUAGGGCAGAAGCUUGCUGCAGCUUUCCAGAAAGCCGACAUCUCACAGGGUACCGAACGAGAUAACCAAGGAACAGAGGAAGCAGACACCCCUGGCAGCCAAAUGGGUAGUAUUGGCGAGGGCGAAGACGAACAUAGUCUUAUCCGAGAAAGCUUAGGUCAAGAGAAUUUAGACGAAAUUAAGAGGGGAACCUUUGCGGCGUCGGGACUGCCGCCAGUUGAUACACAGAAAGACACGGUCCAGGUUCCCGAGCGCCCCAAAAUAACCCCCAAAACGUCUAUAGUGGAUACGAAUGGAAGCCCGCGACUUGUGACUUGGACAAAGCAUGAUAAUAUAGUCUCGAGCAAGAACCAGCCGCGCAUAGGUCAAAAUCAGGGAUCAGAUAUCGAACAGAAUCAAACUUCCAGUGAUCAAGACGAGUCUGGGUAUGAUGCUGGCACAGAGAACUCUGAAGGGGGUUCCGACGGAGAGAAUAUAUCUUAUCUGCCAGCUUCUGGCCAAAAGCAUGGGACUUUUUCAAGCCGAGAAUCCCCACGUAUCAACUCCGAAAUGGACCCAGCGCUUACGAAACGAUUUCCCAGGCCUGCGGGAGGCUCUUAUUCUACACAUUCCGAUCCUCAACAGAGUGCCACCCAUAAGGCUACCCUGAGGCGGACCCCUGGUCUAGGGAAGAACAGUAGCAAAGGAAACGAGAGGCAAAAGACACCAGGGCACCCAUCAAGAGAAUUGUCGGCUGGCUAUAAGAGUGCAGGCUUGACAGACUCGAAGGUUCCUAUCGAUGAAGCCCCAGGAGAUGUCCGUCAAGCCAGGCCAGUCCUGAAUAAUACAAUGCAAUUGUUGACGCAAGCCAAUGAGAAUCUGAUCCAGCAAUUGAAGAAAGAAAAGGAUGCAGCAAACAAAUUAUUCGGAAUGUGUUGCGAGGAAUAUAGUCGAGCCCUUGACGGACUCCUCAAGACGCAGGAAGAGCGAGUCCGGCAAUUUGAAGAGCUCAUAAAUUCUAUCAGUCAGCAGCAUGUACGCAUGUGUGAGGGGCUGAUCCAUCGGCUCCGAGAAAACGAGCAGCGCGUCCGACUGAGGGCAUCCUUGUAUCGGACACAUGAUUCGGAGCGACAGGGAUAA